Triticum aestivum (bread wheat) is the source of this 1342-nucleotide messenger RNA. RefSeq lists its product as uncharacterized. Bases 162 to 842 code for a protein of 226 amino acids. The transcript has 2 exons. The record is from RefSeq and is a predicted model, not a curated record. NCBI's taxonomy places the organism in Eukaryota, Viridiplantae, Streptophyta, Magnoliopsida, Poales, Poaceae. Gene Ontology annotation, molecular function: protein binding.
GCCCCCGAUCCCCAUUUCCUUGUCCCUUCUCUUCCUCUCCCACGGCGGCGCACGAACACGCAGCAGUCGCCGAUUGUGAGAGAGAGAGAAGAGAGGGUGAGAAGAGAAGCGCCACGCCUUUCCUUUAGAAGACCAAACCGAAUCCCCACCCGACCACCCAGAUGGCACCGCCGGCGACGUCCAUGGCCGAUAUACCGGAUGUGAUGCUCGAGGAAAUCUUCCUCCGCCUCACAGCUGCCGAAGACCUCGCCCGCGCCUCCACCACCUGCCCCUCCUUCCGCCGUGUCAUCGCCGACCACGCCUUCCUGCGCCGGUACCGCGCUCUCCACCCGCCGCCUCUCAUCGGCCUGCUCCAAGACACCUUCAGCCCAGCCCAGCCGCCGCACCCCUCCGCUGUCGCCGCUCGCGCCUUCCUUGGCUUCGACUUCUCCUGCUCAUCCAUCCUCCCCUCCACCCCCGGCCAUACCUGGCGUCCAGUUGAUUUCUUUGACGGACGCGCCCUCCUCGUCGGCCCCCCAAACAAAGAAGACCGCCAAUUUUGGGUCAAGGACCUCGCUGUGUGCGACCCCAUUCACCACCGCUAUGUCCUGCUGCCCGCCAUUCCAGACGACCUGAAAGCGCUGGCUCCUCAGCUGGACCUCCUCACUCUGGAGGCCUUCCUUGCUCCCGGCCAGAAUGAGGAGGGCCCUUUAUCAUUCAGGGUGAUGUGCGUGGCGCAAUUUGGAUGUUUUUCUGUGGACGUCAAGACAUUGCAGGUCGAGUUUUUCGCUGAGCUUAGCAAACACUUACCUGGACGACUAUAUGCUGGUUUCCCACCAUCAUUGUGUGCACCAACUAUUUGAAGCGGGAUUUGUUUGAUGAUAACAUGCUUUGCCACUUUGCUCCUUAUAUGCUUGCAAACAGUGCUGGUUAUGGAUGCAGCCAAGUCAUAUCUUGCCCAGCAUUUGCCGUGUAUUAAUACUAACCUUGUCUGCAGUUCAAUACUAACCUCUGUACCAAAAUGCAAGACAUUUUUGGUUUUGCUUUUUUUUUUUUUUGCAUAAAAACGUCUUACAUUUUUUUAUGGAGGGAGUAGCAAACCCAACCCCUUGUUUGUAGGACUGUCAAAGGCGAUGAGGUAGUUCUGCCAGUUCGUUUUUACAUGGUUACAACCACUGGCUGUUUACAAGACCUUUGAAUCUCUAAAAGAAUAGGUGUGCCCUACUUAAAAUAUGAGUUUGCUUGAUUCAGUGUAAUCCUGUAAUGACAAGAUCUAAACGAAAUGAUUUGGCUUGGGAACCAGAUAGCAGAUUGGUUUCAAGUCACCAUGUGUUGUGGAUGUGAAAAAGAUUUACGGCAGGAG